Molecule: messenger RNA, 2243 nt
Organism: Cyphomyrmex costatus
Lineage: Eukaryota; Metazoa; Arthropoda; Insecta; Hymenoptera; Formicidae
Product: Adipokinetic hormone receptor
Exons: 8
Coding region: 465-1544 (359 amino acids)
Biological process (GO): cellular response to hormone stimulus; G protein-coupled receptor signaling pathway
Cellular component (GO): plasma membrane
Molecular function (GO): peptide binding; adipokinetic hormone receptor activity; G protein-coupled receptor activity
Source: RefSeq, a predicted model, not a curated record
UACGGAAAUUUUUUUCGAUUGUUUCAUCGGAUUGAUGUGUGUCAGCGUUUAUGCGAUAAUCUCAGUCAAGGAAACGGAUUGAGACCAUGCACGUGGAAAACGCGCUCGCGAUUGCCACAGGUUCAUGCACGAGGGUGAAAUAGCACGAUUAGAAAAUUCCACGAUUAUGCGCAGGAGAAAAAUAAUCGUGGCAGCAGUUUUCACAUUUUCACGAAGAAGCUACGGUGCACAGUCAACGAGAUUUCGUCGUUAAAAACAGAGCCUCAGAUUUUCUUCAGCACCGAAUUCUAGUUGAAGCUGACUGACAUUGCCGAGACGAUUAAUUUUACAUGAGCUCGUUUACAAAAUUAUAAUUAAUAAAAAUUAUAAAUUGCAGUUUACGGUUUAACAGAAAACAUCAAGGAUAAAGAAGUGUCAAGAAUCAGUUGAUAUAUCGAAACUGCGAAAUUGCACCGAUUUCAGAGAUGAUUGAUAAUUUGAUCUUCAACGAUAUGGGGAACAUAAUGCAAUUAGACGAGAUCAAUGAGGAGAUCCUCAAGUGCAAUGACACGGCUCACACGGAACUGCCAAUCGAAUUGCGUUUCAAUGACGGCCACUUGGUAACGAUUAUCACUUAUAGCAUCCUAAUGGUAAUAUCGGCCAUUGGAAAUAUUUCCGUGCUGACCAUAAUAAAAAAACGAAAGUCCAAGUCCCGGAUACAGAAUCUCGUAAUGCAUUUGUCGAUCGCUGACCUCUUUGUGACAUUUUUGAUGAUGCCAUUUGAAAUCGGAUGGGCGAGCACGGUAUCCUGGGAGGCAGGAGACGCGAUGUGUCGCAUAAUGGCUUUUUUCAGGACGUUUGGCCUGUAUCUUUCAUCCUUUAUAAUAGUCUGCAUAAGUAUAGACAGAUAUUACGCCGUGAUGCGACCCCUCCAAAUACUAGAUGUUCACAGGAGAGGGAAGAUAUUGCUGAUGCUUGCGUGGAUUGGCUCUAUACUUUGUUCCAUGCCACAGAUGUUGGUGUUCCAUCUUGAGACGCAUCCAAAUUAUACUUGUUAUACUCAAUGCAUAACGUUCAAUAUCUUCCCAUCAUACGUGCAUGAAGUUUCGUACAGUUUGUUCGGUAUGGUAGUGAUGUAUUGGUUCCCCCUGAUUGUAAUACUUUAUACUUACACCAGUAUUUUCAUGGAGAUCUGCCGUAGAUCUAAGGAAAGGAGUGAAGACAAAAUACGUCGGUCCUCGAGCGGUUUUCUAAGCCGAGCGCGAGUACGCACCUUAAAAAUGACGAUAACCAUUAUCGCUGUCUUCAUUAUCUGUUGGAGUCCUUACUACGUGAUGAGCGUUUGGUAUUGGAUUGAUCGAUCAUCAGCUCUCAAAGUCGACCCACGCAUUCAGAGAGCUCUUUUCUUCUUCGCGUGCACUAACUCCAGCAUGAAUCCCAUCAUCUAUGGUAUCUUCAAUAUUCGUCAAAGAAACAAAGCGCCAAUGCGUACAGGCCGUACAGCCACCAUUGAGACCCGGGUCACGCCUCUGUCUCUAUCCGUCAAACUUCUCGAUUGCCAAUGAACGCGACGUUCGCUGGUUCGAAUAGAUGCGUAUAAAUUAAUGAUAUUGGCAAAAUAUCUGCGUUUUUUUGAGAAAAUAAGUUUCAGCAGUAUUGCUGUCAUAAACUACAUCUUACAUGACGGUACAUCCAUUUACGGAUUCCGUCCGGAAACUGUUAUGUAUGCAGAGCUAUUCAAAAGUUCCUCGUCUUAUUCUGCCAGAUGCAUGAUGAGAUUAAGCGAGAUGAAAGCGACUGUGAUCGAUCAAAUUAAAUCAUACCCGGUGGAAGAAGAUCUUCUAACGAAGUUGCGCGAUGAAGAUGAAAAGAAAAACAGAUUUUCCUGGGUAAACUAUGUAUUCAUUCCUCUCUCUCUCUCUCUCUCUCUCUUUCUAGAUGUAUUUAUUUUCAAGUUAGAUAAGAACCUUUAAAAGAAGAUUAUAGACUAAGUUUUUAUAUGUAUUUGUUACGAUAUAAAAGCAAACGUUGCAAAUGCAACCGCGAACGUGCUUCAUCGAGUAUGUGUUCUUUCUUUUUUUAUUGUAUAUACUUUCGCGACACAAGGUUGUGCAAACAAGUUACGUAAGCUAUUUGUACCCUGCUUAUGUUUCGUAUAUUUUUAUAAGAAAAAAAAAAUGUAUCGAGCAAAAUAUGUGUGUUUGCGUUUCGCGCAAAAAAUCCUCUUUCAUUAUUUAAAAACUUUUAAGGGAUAAACUCGCGCA